Messenger RNA from Gamsiella multidivaricata, 1361 nucleotides. Its product is annotated as ATP-dependent RNA helicase-like protein. The coding region runs from base 164 to 1273 and encodes 369 amino acids. The transcript is spliced from 2 exons. The record is from RefSeq and is a predicted model, not a curated record. Gene Ontology annotation, molecular function: RNA binding; RNA helicase activity; ATP binding. NCBI's taxonomy places the organism in Eukaryota, Fungi, Mortierellomycota, Mortierellomycetes, Mortierellales, Mortierellaceae.
CAACACCACUGGUCUUGACCAGCUCGAUGAUUCUUUUGAGGUAAAGAAGUAGCAGUAGCACAGCGCCAUCGGUCGUUCGUCGAUCAUGAGAGACCGGAGGUGACGAUGUAUAACGCUUGCUUGAUAGUCCUACUACGACAAGGUCGUCAAACCCUAUAAGAGCAUGAACUUAUCGCCGCAGCUUCUACGUGGCAUCCAAGCAGAUGGUCUAGGACAGCCUUCACCGGCCGAACAGCGGAUCAUCCGAGCAGCUAUUGAAGGUCAUGAUGUGAUAGCGCAGACGUCCGUCAACUUUGGACGGACAAGCACGCUUACCGUACCGGUCCUACAAAGGCUGGAUGCAUCAAAGACCGACACGCAAGCCUUGAUUGUCACUCCCAUGAGCGAUACAGCGCGGCAGGUUCGGAAGGACAUACUGUCAGUGGGCGACUUUAUGGAAGUGGAUUGUCAUAACUGUGUCGAUGACUCUGAUAUGCGCGAGACUAUGAAUAACAUGCUGGCCGGUCCUCAUGUUGUUGUUGGGACACUUGGUCGUGUCCUCGACAUGAUCAACCGAGAAGCCCUCAAGACUGAUUGCAUUAAGAUGUUUGUUCUGACUGGGGCGGACGAGAUGCGCUCGAGAGCUUUCAAGGACCAAAUCUAUGAUCUCUUCCGGCGACUCCCUCGUAACCUCCAGGUUAUGUUCCUGUCUGAAACUACACCCACGGAGAUGAUGAAAGCCACCACUAAAUUCAUGCGGGACCCCAUCCAAAUCUUGGUCGAGGAGGAUGGGCUGACGUUUGAGGAUAUCAGACAGUUUUACAUCGCUGUCGAAAAAGAGGAGUGGAAGUUGGACACGCUAUCCGACCUUAUCGAGGCCCUGAUCAUCACCCAGGCGAUCAUCUUCUGCAACGCUCGCAGAAAGGUUGAUUGGUUGACGAGAAAGCUGAGUGCCUGCGGGACCAUAGUAUCAGCGAUCCACGGACGUAUGGGGCAGCCCCAGCGCGAGUUCACUAUGAAGGAGUUCCGCUCAGGACGGUCCCGUGUGCUGAUUGCGACGGAUUUACCGGCGCGUGGUAUCGAUGUGCAGCAGGUCUCCCUGGUUAUCAACUAUGACCUGCCGACCAGCAAGGAGAAUUACAUCCAUCGUAUCGGCCGUGGAGGUCGUUUCGGACGCAAGGGUGUGGCGAUCAAUUUCGUUACUGCGGACGACAUGCGGAUGUUGCGGGGGAUUGAGAAAUUUUACUCAACCCAGAUCUUGGAGAUGCCCAUGAAUGUCGCUGAUCUCAUUUGAGUGGGCUACGAACAUAUCUCUAGGCCUGUAUCUAUGUUUUCCAGGUAUACUUUGCAAACUGCUGUUACUGUCCCUACCGCUUCCAUGA